Molecule: messenger RNA, 1109 nt
Organism: Branchiostoma belcheri (Belcher's lancelet)
Lineage: Eukaryota; Metazoa; Chordata; Leptocardii; Amphioxiformes; Branchiostomatidae
Product: rhomboid-related protein 2-like
Exons: 7
Coding region: 63-1109 (348 amino acids)
Cellular component (GO): membrane
Molecular function (GO): serine-type endopeptidase activity
Source: RefSeq, a predicted model, not a curated record
AUCUCGACCGUGACGGCGUUAUUUCGGUGCAGAGGUUCCUGCGAGUUCUGCAGCACAGAGACAUGGCAGGAGACAUUGACUCCCACCACCUCAAUCUGGUACAGGAGGUUCUACAGCAGGACGACAUGGGCAACAUCAGCUUCCAGCAGUUUGUUAACAUUAUGAGCAACAAGAGAAGGGACAGUUUCCGUUCCGCGGUCCUGUCCAGGGAGAGAAACUUCCACAACAACAACAACAACGACGUGUGUAGUUACCAGCUGGCCCCGCCCGACAACCAGCCCAAGACAUGUUUCCAGAAGUCCGUGCACAGAGUCGCGAAGGAGGUGCUCACAGAAAAGUCAGACCGGAAAAUUUACUCCGACUACUACAGCUGCUUUCCUCCACCACUGCUGAUGAUUAUACUCAGUUUAGUUCAGGUGAGUUUAUAUCCACUACUAUAUACAGCUUUGGGUUUCUAUGUGUACUAUGCUGCUAUGUGGGACCGGUCCACCCCUGCUGGUUGGUUGUCCGGCCCGGUGCCUGUCAAUAGCCCCUUCAUCUACAGUCCGGCAAAGAGAGAGCAGAUCUUCAGAUUCUUCACUUACAUCGUCCUACAUGCAGGUGUAGAGCACCUGGUAUUUAACCUGGCAGUACAGCUGCUGUUAGGAGUCCCGCUGGAGAUGAUCCACGGCACCUUCAGGGUCGGAGCAGUGUACCUGGCCGGCGCUCUGGCUGGUUCCAUGAGCACAUCAGUGAUAGACAGGACUGUGUACCUGGUAGGAGGCUCUGGAGGGGUUUAUGCACUGCUGGCAGGUCACCUCGCCAAUGUGCUCACGAACUACACAGAGAUGCAAGAAACCUUUGGCAUAGCCAAGAUUGGACUUAUACUGAUCAUCACUAGUGCAGACGUGGGAUUUUCCAUCUGGAGGAGGUACAACGACCACCCGAAGGACACGAGAGUCAGCUUCCUGGCUCACUUGUUUGGUCUGCUCGCAGGUUUGACUGUUGGGUUGCUCAUUCUCAGAAACUUCGAGCAGAAACUUCACGAAAGAGUGAUGUGGUGGGUGUCUUUGGUGGUGUAUGCAGCCUGCAUUAUUUUUACAGUGUUUUGGAAUAUCUUUUACUACUGA